UCCCAACCAUGAGCUCCAGCCAACCAGCCUGUCCGUGCCAGGGUGCUGCGGGCCGCCCAGCCAUCCUAUACGCACUUCUCAGCCCCAGUGUCAGGGCUGUCCCCCCACCCCGUAGCCACUGCCUGUGCAGGCAGCACCGACCCGUCCAGCUGUGCGCACCUCAUCGCACCUGCCGGGAGGCCUUGGACGUUCUGGCCAAGACGGUGGCCUUCCUCAGGAACCUGCCAUCCUUCUGCCAGCUGCCCGCACAGGAUCAACGGCGUCUGCUGCAGGGCUGCUGGGGUCCCCUCUUCCUGCUUGGGUUGGCUCAAGACACUGUGACCUUUGAGGUGGCUGAGGCCCCAGUACCCAGCAUACUCAAGAAGAUCCUGCUGGAGGAGCCCAGCAGCAGCGGGGGCAGCGGCCAGCCGCUGGACAGGCCCCAGCCCUCCCUGGCUGCCGUGCAAUGGCUGCAGUGCUGCCUGGAGUCCUUCUGGAGCCUGGAGCUGGGUCCCAAGGAGUAUGCCUACCUGAAAGGAACCAUUCUCUUCAACCCUGACGUACCCGGCCUCCAUGCCUCCUCCCACAUUGGGCACCUGCAGCAGGAGGCUCACUGGGCGCUGUGUGAAGUCCUGGAGCCCUGGUGCCCAGAAGGCCAAGGUCGUUUGGCCCGUGUCCUCCUCAUGGCCUCCACCCUCAAGUCCAUUCCACCCAGCCUGCUUGGGGAUCUCUUCUUUCGCCCUAUCAUUGGAGAUGUUGACAUCACUGGCCUCCUUGAGGACAUGCUUUUGUUGUGGUGA
Messenger RNA from Cynocephalus volans (Philippine flying lemur), 779 nucleotides. It is a transcript of the gene NR0B2, whose product is annotated as nuclear receptor subfamily 0 group B member 2. NCBI's taxonomy places the organism in Eukaryota, Metazoa, Chordata, Mammalia, Dermoptera, Cynocephalidae. Gene Ontology annotation, molecular function: transcription factor binding; transcription corepressor activity. Gene Ontology annotation, cellular component: nucleus; cytoplasm. The transcript is spliced from 2 exons. Bases 9 to 779 code for a protein of 256 amino acids. Gene Ontology annotation, biological process: negative regulation of transcription by RNA polymerase II; circadian rhythm. The record is from RefSeq and is a predicted model, not a curated record.